Molecule: messenger RNA, 1861 nt
Organism: Daphnia pulicaria
Lineage: Eukaryota; Metazoa; Arthropoda; Branchiopoda; Diplostraca; Daphniidae
Exons: 7
Coding region: 155-1762 (535 amino acids)
Molecular function (GO): extracellular matrix structural constituent; protein binding
Source: RefSeq, a predicted model, not a curated record
UAUUUACAGACACAAAGACCUGUUGUUCUCAAUAUAUCAAGUGUAACCUUUAAGUUGGACGCAACAACAACAGGUCCACUGGUCCAACUGUAUAAAUUGAAACGCACGUCCAGUUGGAAAACACAGUCUCAUUAUAAUUUCGAAUAACAAAAGAAUGGCACAUUUUUCUGUAGUUUCACUCACCCAAGUUGUUUUGCUGUUGGUUUUCAUCUGCUGGACGACGAGUUCGACUGGCGCUGCCUUUUCAUUGGAGGAAGAAUUCCUACAAUUAAAGGAAAAUUAUAUUCAAAUGAAACAACUCUUUGAAUCAACAACGAUUGAACUGCAGGACAAAGUGACACAACUGGAGGCGCAACUUGAACUAAAUAAUGAACAAAGACAAGAUUUGGCAUUGAGAGUAAAACAAGUAGAGGAAAAAAAUGUCCAACUGGAAGUCAAAAUUCAGGACCAAGACAGAAUUCUAAUUUCCUUAUUGGAAGUUUCCACUGAUUCAAAAUUAUUUCAAAAUAAUAAUAAAAUUGCAAUUCGAUCAACUGGAAGGAGCGGAAUCCCAAGGACAUGCCAAAAACUUCAUGUGGCCGAUCCUUCACUUCCAUCCGGAAUGCACUGGAUCGAUCCGGACGGAGAAGGUGUCGGCGAUGACCCAAUUUACGUUUACUGCGACAUGACAUCAGGAUCGACCUCAAUUCUACACGAUAGUGAAUCUUCUUUAAAUGUCGGUCAAUGCGCCGAGGCCGGGUGUUAUUCCCGUUCCAUCAACUACAAUUCGUCAAUCGGACAAAUAAAAGCUUUGAUGGAAUUAUCCACUGAAUGCCAUCAGUCGAUUAGAUACGAUUGCAACUUUGCCCCGUUCGAGUUAAAUGGUGUCGCCUAUUCCUGGUGGAACGACAGAGAAGAAAAUUCACAAUACUUUUGGGCCGGAAAUAACACGGACGGAGUUCACACCUGCCAGUGCGGAAUUGAUGCAAAUUGCAUCGAUCCUGCGGCGAAAUGCAAUUGCGAUGCUCUUGCACCACUUCAAUUAGUCGACGACGGUGUCAUUACUGACAAAAAUGUUCUGCCCAUCACUCGAUUGAAUUUCGGACGAACUCAACUGGAAACUUCAUCCGGCGUCCACACCCUCGGCCGACUCGUUUGCACAGCGAAUUUAGGUUUGAUUCCAAAGUCGUGCCAAGAUUUGUGGUUAAUUGGCCACACCCUGAACGGAUUUUAUUCCGUCAUGGGAUCGGCGAAAAUGGAAUCCGUUUACUGCGACUUCACUAAACUACCGGACGAUGCGGGUUUCCAGAAAUGGAUCGGAUACGCCGACGUCAAAUCGGCACCCGUCUAUUUCUACGUCCAGAGAUAUAAUGAUUUUAACAAAACAACAACUCCGCUUCCGUUCGAUGUGGCGCUGGUGAACGAGGGAAACGCCAUGAAUUUGGCAUCGGGGAUAUUCACGGCCCCGCGACCGGGAAUUUAUUUUUUCUCAUUCACAGCAGUUGGGGUUCUUAAAUCUUCGUCGUUUUGGGUUAAUUUUUUUUCUCGUCUUUAUUUGAACGGGAAUAUAAUCGGGUCGGGUUUUGUUUACGAGGGUAACUACCCCGUUAAUCAAUAUAGUCCUGUGACACUCCAGUCGACGCUCAACUUGAAAAAAGGCGAUCAAGUAUGGGUGCAGAUUGAUUAUUCUGGUUCAUUCUCGUAUUUGCUUGACAAUGGUCAAAACCAUUUUACCCAUUUCACGGGUUUCAUGUUGGAGGAGAAAAUUGCGAUGUCCCUUUGAGGUUCAACUUCAUCGGCGACAUGAAACAUUUUUGACUAUUUUUGUUUAAUAUCUUUUUGUUUAAUGUUUCAUGCAGUGUUCUGCCGAAUAAAGUUCUUU